AUGAAGAUUGGGUACAUAAUUACCGCCACAGCGCUUGCUGUAAUCACUGCAUCUAAGCCGCACCACAUGCACCGCCACUCUCAUGCUCACGAUCCGGUCAAGCGCGGUAUCAUCUUCGCACCUGCAGCAAUCGAGACUCAUAUCGUAUACUGGCUCGAUGAUCAUUCAAUCACAGAGGAAGAGGCCCGUGAGGGUAUCGCUAACGGCACUUUGACGUGGGGCAAUGAUGGUGUCCUGUCGACAUCGACUAGUAGUCCUGUCGCAUUGCCUACUCUGCCUUCAGCUUCCAAGCAGCAAGUCCCAGCCGCCAAUCCGACACCGGAACCCACACCUAAGAAGGCUGCCCAACAGCCCGAGCCUGUUGCGCCCGAAACCCAGAAGCCCGCGCCAUCACCAGAAAUGCCCUCAAGCGACCCUACACCGAGUCCCACCCAGGAUACGACACCUGUACAGCAAUCUGGCACUCCACGUCCCUGGAUAGACAUGGUCGAUAAAGACGGUCACUGUGCCGAGUGCGACAAAGAAUUCCCGAACGGCAAGAUACGUUGCACAGAGUUCCCUUACGGAUAUGGCGCCUUGCCUAUCGCCCAUGAGGGACUGGGAGGCUGGUCCGGUAUCCAAGAUUCCCAAUAUUCCGGAGGGGAUGGCUUCGAUGACAUCACAACCGUUCCGAAAGGUUCAUGUUCGGACGGUACCUGCUGCACGUCUGGUAGCUUCUGUUCCUAUGGCUGCCCGAACCCUUACCUCAAGGCUUCGUUCCCCUCGAUUCAAGGUAGGGCGGGUCAGAGUGUUGGUGGCUUGUACUGCAAUGAAGACGGGUUUCUGGAGAUGGCCGACGGUAAGAUCGCGAAUACCCUUUGCGUUCAAGGCUCAAAGCACAUGGGCGUGAUAGUGCAGAACAAACUCUCGAAGUCUGUCUCUUUCUGUCGUACAGACUAUCCCGGGACUGAGUCCAUGACCUUCCCAGUCACGGUCGGCCCUGGUGAGACCGGCUUUCUAGCCAAUCCCGACCAACAAAAGUACUUCUUUUGGCAAGGCAAGAAAACUUCAGCUCAGUACUACAUCAACAAACAGGGCGUGCCCGAAGAGGAAGCCUGUACAUGGGGUACAGAAAUGGGAGGCAAGGGCAAUUGGGCGCCGGCGGUCUUCGGAACAUCCUUCGAUGACGGCCCAAUGCAGGAAGGUUUCUCCAGCUUGAAACAAAACGAGCUAUGCAAGAAGGAGCGAAUCGGCUACGACAUCACCUUCAUUGGCGAUGGCGUCGUGUCUCCUUGCAGGUACAAAAGCGCCACAAACCAGUGGUGUCAAGCCGACAAGUGCUGGGAAGACCCAGAUCGCGGCUGCACCGCCGCUACUAUGCAUGGCGAUCUCACAGUUGUGCUAUCAGAUGGCUAGCAUGCCCGUCUUUAGUCCCGCGUCGAACGCAUGUACCCCGCUGUCUUGUCACUUUUCUUGGUCGGUCUCUACUAGAUCUUCGGCUCUCACGACACUGUUUUUACUAUUUUCCACUUCCACUUCAGCCUAUACCAGCAGGCUCAUGUAUUCCUGGUCAAUACCUUCACAAUGUCGAAGGCCCGGCGGACUGCGGCAACGAUCUCGACGGAGCUUUUGGAGGAGGGUUCGAAUUUCUUGAACGGAUUACCAAUUACCCUUUCUUCGGAUAUGUAUUUUCUCUUCUGUUAGCAAUAGUAUGGAGAUCUUUAUGAGCGACGAGCCAUGUGCUAGUUCAUGAAGGACAGUCUCUGGACUUAUGGCCUGACAGGGGCUUCCGCUUCGUUGGAGCCAGGGCUUCUUAAAUUCCAUUUCUGAUGGUCAUACUCUAUGCAAGUUCAAGAACAGCGACGGACGUGAAACGAACAAUAUUCCGACA
Alternaria rosae is the source of this 1870-nucleotide messenger RNA. RefSeq lists its product as uncharacterized. Lineage: Eukaryota; Fungi; Ascomycota; Dothideomycetes; Pleosporales; Pleosporaceae. The coding region runs from base 1 to 1395 and encodes 464 amino acids. The record is from RefSeq and is a predicted model, not a curated record. Gene Ontology annotation, biological process: fungal-type cell wall organization. The transcript is spliced from 3 exons. Gene Ontology annotation, cellular component: cell surface; fungal-type cell wall.